Molecule: messenger RNA, 393 nt
Organism: Lachnellula hyalina
Lineage: Eukaryota; Fungi; Ascomycota; Leotiomycetes; Helotiales; Lachnaceae
Gene: tvp15
Product: Golgi apparatus membrane protein
Exons: 6
Coding region: 1-393 (130 amino acids)
Biological process (GO): vesicle-mediated transport
Cellular component (GO): Golgi membrane
Source: RefSeq, a predicted model, not a curated record
AUGGACUUCUCAGACGCUUUCCGGAUCGUCAACUUGGGUGUGGGAGCUUUGAUGAUCUUCAGCGGGAUUUGGCACAUCCACCCAUUCGAACUUGGGAAAUUAAUGGUUGGCAUAUACGUAAUUCUGUUCGGAGCAUCAACUGCUUUGCUUGAAUUUCAAAUUCCCCCACAACUAUCGAGAUAUGCCUCCUUCCUCUUCUCCUUCCUCGGGCGAGGAAUUUUCUACCUCUUCGUCGGUUCAGUCCUCUUCGACGAGCAUAUCACGAACGAUAUUUUCGGGAGCGUCAUUGCUCUUGUCGGUAUUGCCUAUAUCGCUCUCGAGUUCGUCCCAUCGAUCGAACCCCCUCAAAACAUGAGGGAAGCAGACGGUGGAUGGGGCGCAGAGCAAAUCUAA